Passer domesticus (house sparrow) is the source of this 5867-nucleotide messenger RNA. RefSeq names its product protein kinase C beta (gene PRKCB). The record is from RefSeq and is a predicted model, not a curated record. The transcript has 17 exons. Gene Ontology annotation, cellular component: nucleus; cytoplasm. Gene Ontology annotation, biological process: protein phosphorylation. The coding region runs from base 144 to 2159 and encodes 671 amino acids. NCBI's taxonomy places the organism in Eukaryota, Metazoa, Chordata, Aves, Passeriformes, Passeridae. Gene Ontology annotation, molecular function: diacylglycerol-dependent serine/threonine kinase activity; ATP binding; zinc ion binding.
GGGGCGUGUCCCGGCGGGCGGUGUCGGAGCCUCCCGCCAGCUGCGGGCAGCGGCCCCGGCAGCGCAGCGGAGCCGGAGCCGGAGCAGCCCCGGCGGAGCAGCGGAGCGCAGCGGGCCGGGCCGGGCCCGCAGCCCCGCGCAGCAUGGCCGAGCCGCCCGCGGCAGCGCCGGCCCCCGAGGGCGAGGAGGGCCCGGUGCGCUUCGCCCGCAAGGGCGCCCUGCGGCAGAAGAACGUGCACGAGGUGAAGAACCACAAGUUCACGGCGCGGUUCUUCAAGCAGCCCACCUUCUGCAGCCACUGCACCGACUUCAUCUGGGGCUUCGGCAAGCAGGGCUUCCAGUGUCAAGUUUGCUGCUUCGUGGUGCACAAGAGGUGCCAUGAAUUCGUCACCUUCUCCUGCCCGGGUGCUGACAAGGGCCCUGCCUCGGAUGAUCCCCGGAGCAAACACAAAUUUAAAAUCCACACGUACUCCAGCCCCACCUUCUGUGACCACUGCGGGUCCUUGCUGUACGGGCUCAUUCACCAGGGGAUGAAAUGUGACACCUGCAUGAUGAACGUGCACAAGCGCUGCGUGAUGAACGUGCCCAGCCUGUGCGGGACGGACCACACGGAGCGCCGCGGCCGCAUCUACAUCCGCGCCGACAUCGACAAGGACGUGCUCACCGUCGUAGUAAGAGAUGCUAAAAACCUAGUUCCCAUGGACCCUAAUGGCUUGUCAGAUCCCUACGUGAAGCUCAAACUAAUCCCUGACCCCAAAAACGAAAGCAAGCAGAAGACCAAAACUAUCAAGUGCUCCCUGAACCCUGAGUGGAACGAGACAUUUAAAUUCCAGCUGAAGGAGGCAGACAAGGACAGGCGGUUGUCAGUGGAGAUCUGGGACUGGGAUCUGACCAGCAGGAACGAUUUCAUGGGCUCCCUGUCCUUCGGCAUCUCCGAGCUGCAGAAGUCGGGCGUGGACGGAUGGUUCAAGCUGCUCAGCCAGGAGGAGGGCGAGUAUUUCAACGUGCCCGUGCCUCCCGAGGGAGAGGAAGGAAACGAGGAACUGAGGCAGAAAUUUGAGAGAGCCAAGAUCGGGACGGGGUCCAAGGCUGCGGAUGAGAAGACCAGAAAUGCCAUCUCCAAACUGGACAACAACGGCAGCCGGGACCGCAUGAAGCUCUCGGACUUCAACUUCCUGAUGGUGCUGGGCAAAGGGAGCUUUGGCAAGGUGAUGCUGGCAGAGAGGAAGGGCACGGACGAGCUGUACGCCGUGAAGAUCCUGAAGAAGGACGUGGUGAUCCAGGACGACGACGUGGAGUGCACCAUGGUGGAGAAGCGCGUGCUGGCGCUCUCGGGGAAGCCUCCCUUCCUCACCCAGCUCCACUCCUGCUUCCAGACCAUGGAUCGCCUGUACUUCGUGAUGGAGUACGUGAAUGGUGGGGACCUGAUGUACCAGAUCCAGCAGGUCGGCAGGUUCAAGGAGCCCCACGCCGUAUUCUACGCAGCAGAAAUAGCCAUCGGGCUCUUCUUCCUGCAGAGCAAAGGCAUCAUUUAUCGGGACCUCAAGCUGGACAAUGUCAUGCUGGACAGCGAGGGGCACAUAAAGAUCGCCGACUUUGGCAUGUGCAAGGAGAACAUCUGGGACGGGGUGACCACCAAGACCUUCUGUGGCACCCCGGACUACAUCGCGCCCGAGAUCAUUGCCUACCAGCCCUACGGGAAGUCGGUGGAUUGGUGGGCGUUUGGAGUGCUGCUCUAUGAGAUGCUGGCUGGCCAGGCCCCCUUUGAGGGAGAAGAUGAAGACGAGCUCUUCCAGUCCAUCAUGGAGCACAACGUCGCCUACCCCAAGUCCAUGUCCAAGGAGGCCGUGGCCAUCUGCAAAGGGCUGAUGACCAAGCACCCUGCCAAGCGCCUGGGCUGCGGCCCCGAGGGGGAGCGGGACAUCAAGGAGCACGCCUUCUUCCGCUACAUCGACUGGGACAAGCUGGAGCGCAAGGAGAUCCAGCCGCCCUUCAAGCCAAAGGCUAAGGACAAACGCGACACUUCCAACUUCGACAAAGAGUUCACCCGGCAGCCGGUGGAGCUGACGCCCACGGACAAACUCUUCAUCAUGAACUUGGACCAGAACGAGUUUGCUGGAUUCUCCUACACCAACCCCGAGUUUGUCAUUAACGUGUAGUCGCGGCGCAGCCCUGUCCUCGCUGUCCCACGCCAGGUGGCCCUGUACAUAGGACACUAGUCUUCCGGGAUUAGCAGUGCAGACACACGUCCCCUCCCGCCAAACACGCCACCGCUUCUCCCCGGAGCUCUCCGUGUCCGUGCCACUCGCUAGCUUGGUGUCCCUAGCCGAGGUGUCCGGGGUGCCAGUUACCGGUCAGUGAUACUUCUAGGAACUAUAGUUGGUGGUGACUCAUAGAGUUUUUAAACAGACAUAUACCAAACCGCUACGGUCUCUGUCGUUUUCGCAGCGGGACGCUGAGAUCCCCGUGAGCCAGCCAGUCCCGAGGCGUUGCUGUGGAAUGCUGAGCAUGGUUGAUCGCUUAAAGCGUUGUGCUGAAGCUUGCGAUGAGUGUGAGCUUGUCUUAGAGGAGCCUUUUGUUCAAGACAUGGAUAUAUUUGAUCAGUGUGGAAAAAUCUGCUUCUAGACCUCUCUUUCCCAAUGCAUUGUCCAUAGGGUCAGCCCGGCUCCCCCUCCCUGCCUCGGGCAUUGCGACUGCCAACCACUCCCAUGGUCCUUGUAAAUCAGAGCAAACCUUUUUCUAAGUGAAAGGUGGGGGGUUUUUGUAACAUCUGGAACAGUUUGCAGUUUUGAUACGCUCUGUCAGCACUCGCAUAAAUCUUUCACAGAUGCUGUUGAGAUGUAACAGCUCUGUAAAGGAUAUUAAUAUUCUACCAACACAAAACACAUUUAUAUUCUUGGUUUACAAUUUACCAACUGAAAACGCGCCCAAGACCAAAGGGCUGCACUGAGGGCUAUUUGUAAUGGAAACUUUUCUACUUUCCACCCUCUGCUAUUCUCUUCCAGGCUCCAAACCCAUGGAUUUCACAGACAUCUUGAUUUCCCUGAUUUCCACCAAAUUCCUGGGGGUUUUAGUCAGUAAUAAUUUUUUUUUUUAAAUUCUGAGUGAGAAGAGACAAUUCCAGCAGCUGCUUGUGAGGCAGAGCCGUGGCGUGCGGGAGGGCAGGGGCAGGCAGGAGCAGCAAGGAGGGAGCAAGGACUGGAAGGAGGAGACAGGAGAGGGCAGGAGAGGGCAGGAGAGGACAGCGGGGAGGAGGGGGCAGGAGAGACGGGCAGGGGCAGGAGAGAUGGGGCAGGAACAGGCAGGAACAGGGAGAAGAAGGCAGGGGCAGGCAGGAACAGGCAGGAGCAGAGAGAGGAGGGAAGGAGAAGGGUGAGGAGGGCAGGAACAGGCAGGAACAGGGAGAUAAGGGCAGGAACAGGCAAGAACAGGCAGGAGCAGGGAGAAGAAGGCAGGAGUAGGCAGGAGCAGGGAGAGGUGGGCAGGAGAAGGGUGAGGAGGGCAGGAGUAGGCAGGAACAGGCAGGAGCAGGGAGAGGAGGGCAGGAGAAGGGAGAUAAGGGCAGGAACAGGCAAGAACAGGCAGGAGCAGGGAGAUAAGGGCAGGAGCAGGCAGGAGCAGGGAGAGGAGGGCAGGAGCAGGCAGGCACUGCCCGUUGGGGGUGACCCUGGCUGGCUGUUGGGCUGGCAGAGGCUGAGCCCCAGCUGAGCAUCCCCCAGGCCCUGUCACCCCGCUCCCGUCACAGCCCAGAGUGGUUUGCAGAACCCCGGCUGUGUUUUCUGAGCCAGCACUGCUUCUGCUGGAUGCAGCCAUUCCUCCAGGCCCCGGGACAUGGGGGGGUUUAUCAAUCAUGAGGAAUUCUAUAGAGGAAAUUCUAGUUCGUAGAUCUUUUAUAAACAUGGAACUCUGCCUUUGGAAAUUUUUUUUUCUUUUAAUGAUUCCUUGAGAACUAGAGGCUGCCAGCAGCUAAGGCGCUGUCAGGGGCUGAGUGUCCCCUCCCUGUCACCCAGCCACGGGCACUGUCCUGUGCCUGCCGGGCUGAGAGCUGAGCCCGUGGCCUCGGGUGCUGCCCUGGGCUGGAGGAACCCAGACCAAACCCAGAAAAACUGCAAAUUGUGCCAGAUCAGGAGGGGCUCUGCAGCAGGCGAGGCCUGGGCUGGGGGCUGUGGCUGGUGGGGCUCCCCGAGGCUGGCACGUCCCAAAGCCACCGGCCAUCCUCUGCAGACCCAGCUGACGUCAGAGCAUGUGCGUUCCCGUGACCUCCCAACUGUUGCUGCAGAAUUUGUGUUCCUCAGUGGUGAAUGUUUCCAUUUCCAUUCUUUGGCUCUGGAGGCGCUCCCAGCUCUGCCCGGGGUGCUCUGGGAGCUCUGGGGGCUGAGGGGCACCCCGGGGCCGUGGGGGCAGGAGCUGCUGCGGGGGGAGUCACACCUUUUUGUUUGGAACCUGUGUGUCUGUGUUGGGGUGACACUGCUGCAUGGAGCAGGCACUGCUGGACCCUGAGCACACCCGGUGGGCUGGGGGGGCCUGCAGGGCAGUGGGGAUGGGCUGAGCACACCCGGUGGGCUGGGGGGGCCUGCAGGGCAGCUGGGAUGAGGCAGCUUUGAGGCAGUUUGGGAUUGAGAUCCACGCUCCAGGGCGAGCUUGGCCAGCGCCAGGUCCUCUUCUCAGGACUCAUACAGUAGGUGUUCUGCUGCUUGCCAAACUCUUGUUCCAAGACUCCUUCCAGGUGUCCUGUCUCCUCUGUGGAGGGAUGCACAGUGGGAAGUGCCUGGCCCUGCGCACGCACUCAGAUCUGUGUGGAAGGAACCCAAACCAAAGGAAGGGCAGAGUGGCAGGGGUCCAGUCACAGUUUGUGUCCUUUGGUGGUGUAAUCCUCACUGUUGGGUGGGCAGAGCAGGGCUUUGGGAGGAUGCUCAGAGCUCCUCAGGGAGCCCAGGCCCCAGGUGCUCCACAGGGCUGUGGGAAAAGCCCAAGAAUCCAGACCUGGAGCUGCUGGGGAUGCAGGGGAGGGGAGCUCAGCUCUGGUGUCCCCCCUGCAUUCAGUGGCACUGGCAGGGUCCCCUGAGGCAGAGGGGGAGCCGGGAGGGCAGGGGAGGGGCUGAGUUGGCAGGACAUGCACAGGGUGGCUCAUCCUCUCUGUCCCCCUUGGACUGCACCCCAGUGCUGCAGGUAAGGGGGCUCAGGCUCUCGGCUGCUUCCCCCUGGACAGGGUGGGCCAGGCGGGUGUCCCUGGGCUGUGCUGAGCCCUUGGGAGCUGUGCCUGUGUCCCCGAGCAGCUCCUGGUCACCAGAGCCAGCAGAGGAGCCAUGGAUCAGCUGAGCCCAUUCACAGAUACACGGGGUUGGGCAGGGCCAGCCGUGGAGCUGAAGGGACAGCAGUGCAGGGCAGUCGCUGUGCUCUGUGCUUGAAUCCCAGAGCUGGGAGCCCGCGAGGAGCCGGGGGUUGGAGCACAGGGCAGGGGGAUCCCGCAGUUCCCAGGGCUGGGAUUGCUCCUGGAGGGGGAGACCUGCUCCCCUGGCAGCGCUGGGCUGCUGUGGCAGGAGCAGGGGCUGUGUGACCACACGCCUCGGGCUCCAUGCAUGGGACUGUCACCUGAGCUGUUCAUUUCUGAGCACAUGCAAAGUGGCAAUUAAGGAGGGAAAAAAAAUUAAAAAAUUUAAAAAAAAAAGAGAAAAUGUUUAUUGUUGAAGAGUUUGUGUUUGUGAAUUUGAUUUCACCUGCAAGUAUUUGAUGACUUUUCUACAUCCUAGACUACCUGCUGUGUGUUGUCAAACGGUCCUCAUGAAGACCUCCUUUUAGAUGGGCAUAUACUCUUGAUUCAAUUUGCUGCAUGUAUGAAAAAAAUAAAACAUUUAAUUUUAAAGAAA